CUAAAACGAAACGAUACGGAGCAACCGACGUUAGUUUUCGAGAAUCUGUCUGUAGCGAGAGAGAGAGAGAGAGAGAGAGAGAGAGCUUAUACUCGGAAAUGGCGGCAGAGGAGAUUGCUGCGCCGACUCGGAUAUUGGUGGCGGUGAACGAGUCAACCAUCAAAGGCUAUCCCCACGCCUCCAUAAGCAGCAGAGGAGCUUUUGACUGGAUUCUCAGCAAAAUCGUCCGCACCAACACUUCUGGAUUCAAGCUGCUAUUUCUUCAUGUUCAAGUCCCCGAUGAAGACGGUUUUGAUGAUAUGGAUAGCAUAUAUGCCUCCCCAGAAGAUUUCAAGACGAUGAAGCGCAGAGACAAGAUCAGAGGACUUCAUCUUUUGGAGUACUUUGUCAAUCACUGUCAUGAAAUCGGGGUUGCUUGUGAAGCAUGGAUCAAGAUAGGUGAUCCCAAAGAAGUCAUCUGCCAUGAAGCGAAUCGUGUCCAGCCAGAUUUUCUUGUCCUGGGAAGCAGGGGUCUCGGGCCUUUCCAGAAGGUUUUUGUAGGAACUGUGAGUGAAUUUUGCGUGAAGCAUGCUGAUUGCCCUGUGAUUGCAAUCAAGCGGGAUGCAUCUGAGACUCCUCAGGAUCCCGUUGAUGACUGAGUGAUCGACAAUCAAUGUGGACAUAUCUUCUGUUGUAAGUUUUUUGAUGUUGCUUUUCCUUGUUCGCCUUUUUCUGAUACUGCGUUGAGCCUUGACCAGUUUACUGGUUCUCGUACAUUACUGUAAAUCACAUCUAAGCCCGUCCGAGUGCCUUGUAAAGCAGUAGUGAGAUGAAUACUAGCAAGAUAUGUGAUUUGUGAACAAUAUUCUUGCAUAUUAGUGAGAAAGGAAGUGUUGUUGUCUUUUAAA
Molecule: messenger RNA, 887 nt
Organism: Salvia splendens (bonfire salvia)
Lineage: Eukaryota; Viridiplantae; Streptophyta; Magnoliopsida; Lamiales; Lamiaceae
Product: universal stress protein A-like protein
Exons: 4
Coding region: 99-638 (179 amino acids)
Molecular function (GO): AMP binding
Source: RefSeq, a predicted model, not a curated record